This is a messenger RNA of Schistosoma curassoni, 1864 nucleotides long. The record is from the annotation of a GenBank genome assembly. Lineage: Eukaryota; Metazoa; Platyhelminthes; Trematoda; Strigeidida; Schistosomatidae.
CUUCAAGUCAAGGUCACUUAGGUCCGUUUUGGGACUUAUAGGUUUAUUAACUAGUUAUGUUUCGUUUAAAAUGUGCUUUUCAAGUGUACGAUUGGGGUAAAGUUGGAGUAAACAGUGAGGUCUACAAGCUAUUGAGUCAAACUCAAGAGCUAGAUAACUUGAAGCCGUAUGCAGAGCUAUGGAUGGGGACUCAUGUUUCUGGACCGUCUUUCAUGAUGGAUAGUCCUUCAAUAUCUCUUGACACCUAUAUUUCAAGAAAUCCACACUGUUUAGGUUCGAAAGUGUCUGAAAAAUUUGGCAAUGCUUUACCUUUUCUGUUCAAAGUUCUUUCUGUGCGAAAGGCGCUAUCUAUCCAGGCCCAUCCAGACAAGGUAAGUUCGUACACAUUAAUCCGGUAGUGGCUAAUUUUAUUCUUGGUUUGUCUUUGCCUUUAUUGGUGUUUUCAUGUAAAACAGUUGUGGUUUAGUAUACACCUUAAUAAAAAAACGAGAAAAGCCAUGGUGCAAAUAUCAAAAUAUUAUUAAAGGAGUAUGCUGUCAGGUUACAUGCUAACAGACCUGAUUUAUACAAAGAUGCUAAUCACAAACCAGAAAUAGCUAUCGCAUUAACACCUUUUGAGGCGAUGGUCGGUUUCAGACCACCCGAAGAAAUUGGUGCCUUUGCGAAACAUAUUCCUGAACUUCACGCUAUUAUUGGUCCAGAUUUUACAAAUGACUUGUUAAAUAUCUUCACAGAUAAAACACUUACUUCUUCGUCAAUUAAAGCCGCCUACUCUCGUUUGAUGAAUGCCGAGUCCAGUGUUGUCAGUAAUUUAGUGGAAGCUUUGAAAAGACGUCUGACUAAUGGUGAAAAGAUAGUUAUCCCACCUUUUAAAAAUUAUAUUCUUGAUACAGAAGCUCUUGGAGAGAUAUUCAUUCGUUUGGCAACAGAUUACCCUGGAGAUGUUGGUUGUUUUAGUUUGUUCUUUUUUAAUUAUUUAAAACUCAAUCCAGGAGAAGCAAUUUUUCUUGAACCUAAUUUGCCACAUGCUUAUUUAUCCGGUGAUUGCGUGGAAUGUAUGGCUUCUUCGGAUAAUGUAAUUCGUGCCGGUUUAACACCGAAAUUCAAAGAUGUGGAUCAUCUGCUUCGAAUUAUUCAAUAUGAACCUCGAUGGGGAUCAGCAUUGAAAUUUGUUGGGCAGACGAAAAAAAUUGUACCAAUCGAUUCAGAUGUGCAUACUAGUGAUGAUCAAGAAAAGAAAUCAAUUAAAGAUGAUACAUCAGUUAUGUCUGAAAUUGUGACAUUUUCUCCUCCAGUUGAUGAUUUUGCUGUGGAUAAAAUCUCAAUAUCGGACAAGGAUAAAAUAGUCCAGUUUUCGCCAUUGAAAUCUGCCAGCAUUUUGAUUAUUAUCUAUGGGAAAGGCACAUUACAACGUAUGCAUUGGGAUCCUUUAUCCACUUCUAACACUAAGGUAGACAAUCACAGAUCAAAAUAUGCGGAUAAUUAUCCAAUGCCUUCUGCGUUUGUUUGUGAAUCUUUUGAAUACGAUCAAGGAUCAGUGUUUUUCAUCAACGCUGGAACUGCUUUCAGUGUUCAUCAAUUACAGAAAAAUGAUUCACAUUUAUUAGCAUUUCGAGCUUAUGCAAAUGUCUCCACUGACUAAAUAUUAUUUUUUUUGGAAUCCUUUCUUACCCUCAUACUUAUAAUUUAUAUUGAUUUUUUGUUUUCUAGAAAUCCGGUUCUCUAAUUAGUUAGCAAUAAACAAUGUAUUCAAUCUUAUCAUUUGGAAAUUGUAUUUUCCUUUAAUUGGCUCUUUAAUAAUAUGUGAGAUAUAUAAACAAUAAAAGUAUUAUUAUUAUUAUUAUUAUUAUUAUUAUUAUUAUUA